GUAUAUCGUCUUGUUUCUCGCCUCUUUCCUUCAGGGAGAGAUUAGAUGGAAAGCACAUGAUAUAAAUUAGACAAAAAGUGUCAAAGUGAUUUGCUAGCUAUAUCCCAGCUCGUUCACCUUGAUGAUGACAAUGCUAGCACUGCUAAUGCUGUUGCUACUCAUGAGUGUGGGAAAUGGUCACAAUGACACCUCCAUCCAAUGUCCCUUCCGUCUAUCUUAUGCAGAUAACAGCACUGAUCCGAUGAUUGAAUUUCCAGCACUUCCAGUCCCAGUAAGGUUCCUCGUCACCGAAUUAGAUUGCGAAUUACGAAUGAUGCUUCUAUCUUAUCCCGAGAACUGUCUUCCUAUGUUAUUUGUAAGAUACAACUUCUCAUUAUUUUACCCUUUACAAUACGAUUCGUCCUUAAUCCAGAAUAUUACUUUCUUCAAUUGCUCUUCACUUGGAGACAUGUUGUCUUGCCCAGUUUUUGUUGUUGAGUCUAGCCAAAGUGUCCUUGAUUUGAACCUUCAGUACUGCACCAAAAUGUUUGAUCAAGUUUUGCCACUAUCAACAUUUUAUUUACAGCAAAACUUAAUCCCAUUGGAAUGGUCGGAAACAGAUUUUGAUAGUGGAUGCUUAGAAUGUAAGCACAAGUCAAAAAAGAAGAUGCCAGUGUCCGCAAUUUUGGCCGCUGCAGGUGUAGUUGUUGGUUCAACUUUGCUGGCGUUUCUGCUCGGUGCCCUCUUUCGAAUAUAUCGGUAUUAUAGGGCGAAAGGAGAAGACGAUACAAGAGUCGAAAACUUUUUGAAGGAUUACAGGGCUUUGAAGCCAACCAGAUUCUCCUAUGCUGAUAUCAAGAGAAUCACAAACCUGUUCAAAGAAAAGCUAGGUGAAGGAGCUCAUGGAGCUGUCUACAAAGGUAAAUUAUCCACAAAAAUUCUGGUUGCUGUGAAGAUCCUCAACAACACUGAGGUAGAUGAUGGGACAGAGUUCAUCAAUGAAGUAGGAACCAUGGGAAAAAUCCACCAUGUCAAUGUUGUUCGCUUGCUUGGCUACUGUGCUGAUGGGUUUCACAGAGCUUUAGUUUAUGACUUUUUCCCAAAUGGGUCACUGCAAAAUUUCAUCUCUGCACCAAACAACAAGGAUAAUAACAACUUCCUUGGAUGGGAAAAGUUGCAAGAGAUUGCUAUAGGCAUAGCCACAGGAAUUGAUUAUCUUCACCAAGGCUGUGAUCAGAGAAUUCUUCACUUUGAUAUCAAUCCUCAUAACAUCUUGCUUGAUGACACUCUCACUCCGAAGAUUACUGACUUUGGUUUGGCCAAGCUGUGCUCCAAAAAUAGAAGCACUGUGUCCAUGACUGCAGCCAGAGGAACACUAGGCUACAUGGCACCUGAAGUUUUUUCUAGAAACUUCGGCAACGUGUCUUACAAGUCUGAUAUCUACAGUUAUGGGAUGCUAUUGCUAGAGAUGGUUGGAGGGAGAAAGAAUAUUGUAAACAACACUACAGGUCAAGAAAAUAAUAAUGUUCAAGUUCUGUAUCCAGAUUGGAUACAUGGUUUGGUUGAAGGAAGAGACAUGCAUGUCCCUAUUGAUGAUGAUCAUGAAGAGGGAAAUUUUGAAAUUGCAAAGAAACUAGCGAUUGUGGGACUUUGGUGCAUUCAGUGGCAUCCUAUGCAUCGUCCAUCCAUGAAGACUGUGAUGCAGAUGCUCCAUGGAGAGGGAGAUAAGUUAAAAGUUCCCACCAACCCUUUCGAGCCAAAAGCUUCAGCUAACACAAGCACUAGUAGUACUAUUGUUGCUGCAAAACGUCUGAAUUUGGAGCUGGAAGUGAUUCAAGAACAAGAUUAGAUUUAACACAGGUUUUUAUUAAUUAGUUGGCACUUUUUAGCAAUGUAGUUUAGACGACAAAGACCAUGAAUUUAUGGGUAACGUAAUUUCAGUUGUUUUUUAAGAAAUAUACUAGUUUUAUACA
Molecule: messenger RNA, 1952 nt
Organism: Lotus japonicus
Lineage: Eukaryota; Viridiplantae; Streptophyta; Magnoliopsida; Fabales; Fabaceae
Product: rust resistance kinase Lr10-like
Exons: 2
Coding region: 122-1828 (568 amino acids)
Biological process (GO): protein phosphorylation
Molecular function (GO): protein kinase activity; ATP binding
Source: RefSeq, a predicted model, not a curated record